Molecule: messenger RNA, 1290 nt
Organism: Adineta ricciae
Lineage: Eukaryota; Metazoa; Rotifera; Eurotatoria; Adinetida; Adinetidae
Source: the annotation of a GenBank genome assembly
AUGACUAUACAGCAAACGGUUUCGUCCUCUGUUGAACAAAUAUCAUCCAAUGCACCAUUGCAACCAGAAACGACAAGUAUCAAUGAGAGUGAAAUGCCAGAGUUAGUAUCGUAUAACUUUCCUCAUUCUGCCACCUUCAAGAUCAACAGCAAUCGACGAAGUGUAAUGGAGAAAAAUGUUAAAGACGUUAUUUUUCGACUUUACGAUGACGAAAACAACAUUAUUAUUCGGGCAGUGCCAGAACAUUCAUCAUGCAACAUAACAGACAGUGACGAAGCAAAUGACGCCUCACGCUUCGAAUUUCAACCGCACGAUGUGAUUAUCAUGCAGCUGGGUGGCACUGGCGGUGGUAAAUCUUCUAUUUGCCAAGGUCUCACUGAUAAUUUGAAUUUUCAUAUAGGAACGGAAAAUGGAACCACCAUUGUGUCUCGUGCUGGUUUAAUUCAAAACCAUAACAUUGAAGGUAUUCGCUUGGUACUCAUCGAUGUUCCCGGACUCAUAGAUAAAAAAGCUCUCAGUGGGUUCAAACCUACUUAUGAGAAGAUCUUGGAUUUACUCAUAAAAGGUGUACGAGAGUCCAACUUAGACAAAUACAAGAAUGAUUCUGAUGAUAAACUUCGCGAAAUCGUUAAGAAACGAAUCAUUAUCGUACGAAACAAAUCGGAUCAUAUAUACGAUCACAAGAAUCCUGAAGCCAAAAAGCGCGCAGAAGAAGCCGACUGCCUACUCAGCAAGAAGGGACAAAGUGAUUUUAGUGAAGAGGCGAGACAGCGUUUAACUAGAAAAGAAUAUCUUGAGACGAUCAGUAAAUUAAGGGUCACUAGUAUUGAUAAAGUCCGUGAACAUGCAGAUGAAUUGAUCACGCAACUGGACGAUCGGCAUUUACGCGAUUCCAUUCGUAAAAAGGCAAGCGAUAUCGGUAGUGAUCGAAUCCAACAACGUCACAAAGCGGAACAUGUGCUUAUAAUAAUGUUUGCUAACAUACCGAACGCAAUUCGUUGUUCUUGGUACACAAUGAACAGAAAAACUUGGAAAAUUGGCUGUGGAAUAGAUAGGAAUUUGAAGCGAAAAGUUUCUCUGCAUGAACAUCCAUUAUCAAUGUGCAUAGGGUGCAAUACAAAACAGCGUUAUAUUUGUGACGUUUGUGAAUCAAAAACAGACAAAGGAGAAUUUUUGCAAGUAUGGUGGUAUUGCAAGGAGACAGGUUGUCGAAAUGCAGAGGGAAAGUGGUACGUCGUACAUGGAGAAUGUGCUGAAAUCUACGAGGAACAAUGUGAAAACAGAUCGUAG